Messenger RNA from Drosophila hydei, 3707 nucleotides. RefSeq names its product ubiquitin carboxyl-terminal hydrolase Usp2 (gene Usp2). The coding region runs from base 447 to 3587 and encodes 1046 amino acids. Gene Ontology annotation, molecular function: cysteine-type deubiquitinase activity. Gene Ontology annotation, biological process: protein deubiquitination. The transcript has 9 exons. Gene Ontology annotation, cellular component: cytoplasm. NCBI's taxonomy places the organism in Eukaryota, Metazoa, Arthropoda, Insecta, Diptera, Drosophilidae. The record is from RefSeq and is a predicted model, not a curated record.
CAACUGCAACUGUAAUUAGUAGAACUGAUUGAGUCGAUAAUAAUUUAGGCAGGCGUUCCAAACAAAGUUCAAAGCAUCCAUAUUUGAAAAAUUUUAGUUUAACGCAGUAGUUUGUAUUUGCAAACAGUCCAAAUGUGUGUAUAAGGUAGUUUUGAGAGUAUGUAUUUUUGGUAAGCACAACACACCUUUUCAAAUUCGAUAAAAAAAAUUGAACAAACACAAUAACAAGAACAUCAAGAACCGUAUAAUAAUAAUAAUCAUAAUCAAGUUAAUAAUAACAUCAAGGCGGAUAAAAUAAAAGCUUUACAAAUACAUACGAGCCGGAAUAAAAUAAAAGAAAAAGCGGGAAGAAAAAUAAAGCAAAAGCUAAAGUCCAGAAUAGCAUUGCAUCGUGUGUAACCGCCAGCAGCAGCAGCAGCAGUGACCACACGAUAAGGAGCUGUUGAAUGAUGUUAGACAUUAAGAAAACCAGAGGAUUCCAUAAGAUUCCAGCGUCCAAACUGCAGCGCGAGGCAAACACUGCGGCAACAACAGCGGCUGCAGCAGCAACAGACGAACACCAACAGCAGCACAACGGGCCAAGCGGCAGCAGUGGACGUGCGGUGGCAAUUGGCAACGUUAAUCCGGUGCGGGCGGCCAAUCAGCGCUAUUUUCUGGUAUCCAGCUACAAGGAUCCCAGCUUCCUUAAGGCCGAGUGCGAUUUGGCGCAUGCCCAGGUGACGCUCAAGCAGACGCCAUCAGGCAAGACGCACAAGCGCAGCAAAGCGCUCGACGAUCACAAGAAUAACAACAGCAAUAAUAAACUAGCAGCUGCAGCUAUAAUAGCUAACGGCAUCAGCAGCGAUAUUGUAGUGAAUGACAUGCGUCGAACGACGACGCUUAAUGGCAAUAAAGCGGGCGGCACGAGCAGCAGCAACAACACCAAUACCAGCACCAGCACCAGCAUCAGCAGCACCACCGCGAACAGAGCAACAACAAUAGCUGGAAACUCAGCCGUCCACAGGAUUGAUAUCAAAUAUAGCCAUAGCCAGGGCCAGAGCCAUAGCAGUAAGCAGCAGCUGACUUUGGGCCAAAAGACAGCAGUUGCAGCAGCGGCAAUUGCAACGUCGUCAGCAGGAGCAGCAGCAGCUGGCACUGGAACUGGAGCUGGACGACUGGUGGCUGGUAAACUGAAGCCGAUUGUGCCGCAGUGCAAUAACAAUCACAGCGCGAUGAACAGUCACAGUAGCUACAAUAAUAACAAUAACAACAACAGCAGCAAUAGCAACAACAGCAACAACAACAGCAGCAUGCAACGCCAGCAACAACAGCAGCACGAUGACAUUAGCUACAUAGAUAGCGACGAUAUACCGACUAGCACAGCAGCAACAGCGGCAGCAGGAGCACCAACAACGACUGCAGCAGCAGCGGCAGCAGCAGCAGCAACAUUAACAACAACAACAGCGUCUGGAGCCACAUCAUCUGGCCAGAAGGUGACAAACAUAUGCUACUUUAAGCCCAUAACGCCGCCAUUGCAGCUGCGCAAUCAGCACCUGAGCGGAGAUAAGCCCAGUGGUCAGCGCUCGAUGCGGCCCAAGUCCACAAUAAUAUCGUUCUCCAAUUCCAAUUUUGCGGCUAGCUAUGAGAAGUUUAACAGCUAUAAGCACACUAAUGGCGAACAGCGUCCCAAGGAGCGGGAGCGGGAACGCGAACGCGAACGUGAACGUUUGGAGCGGGAGAGUAGCGCCAGCAGCACCAGCAAUGCCCGCCGCUAUGGCAUCGAUUCGCUCAGCAUUAAGGCAUCCAUUGAGAAGUUUAAUAAUCUCAGCGAACAAAAGCGACAACCGACGCCGAUGCGCAGCAAUACAAGUUCAGCGUCAACCUCAACAGGAACAGCAGCAGCAGCAGCUGCUGCGGCAGCUGCAGCAACAGCCGCAUCAGCAGCAGCGGCAGCAGAGGCAACAUCAUCUAAUGCUGGCGGCAGCAGCAGCAAUCUGCAGCAGCGCUUCAGCGGAGACAUGGAGAAUGCACGCAUUGCGGCCGGCUACAGCAGCUCCUUGACACGUGCCGCAUAUCGGACCAACAGCAGCAAUAAUAGCGCUGCGCCAGCAACAGCAACGUCGACGGCAACAACGACAGCGACUGCCGUAGCGCCCAUGAGCAAGUCGGCCAGUCGCAUUGCCCAUGGCCUGCUGGCCAAGGCCAGCAAUUCAGAAGGUGCGGGCAAAGCGCUGGCAUCAGCAACGGCAACUGCAAUAACAGCAACAGUACCAGCUACAUCCGCGCCGAACAUCCACAAGGUAAAUCUGCACCAUCAUCACAACAACGACACGGCGGGAGCAGCAGCUGUUGCUAACUCAGCCAACGCCUACUCUUACUCUGCCACCGCCGCCGCAGUCAACAGCGUCACAGCCAACGACAGCGUGGCACGCAAUACCACAAGCAGCUCUCGUUCAGUGCUGCCACCUGUCUCGCCAACAUCCAGCCAUUACUGGGAGCGGGACAGCGGACGGAAUAGUACCAACGCCACAUCCACUUCCAUUGGCUCAUCGUCGCUGAGCAAUAAGCAUACUAGCCUAGACGAUGGCUACAAAAGCAGCCGAGACGAGAAGUUCGAGGGUCUAUGCGGUCUAAGAAAUAUUGGAAACACUUGCUUCAUGAACUCAGUCAUCCAAUGCCUGAGCCACACGACUGAGCUGACGCGCUUCUUGCGCGCCCAUCAUACUAGCACGCGCACGGCAACCUCCAAGGAUCAGCAAAUACUACACGAAUUUGCCAAACUCAUACAGGAAAUGUGGACGACAAAUGUGCACAGUGUAACGCCGAUGGAACUAAAGCGUGCCUUUUCGACAAAGCAUCGCAUGUAUAGCGAUUACAAUCAACAGGAUGCGCAAGAGUUUCUCCGAUUCUUUCUUGACUCGUUGCACUCGGCGCUGAAUAGCGGUGUCAAAGGUGAAACGCUUAACAUUGACGAUAAUCUCAGUGACAAUAAGAAGGCCGAUCUGACUUGGGAGUGGUAUGCAAGGCAUGAGAAUUCCCUGAUACGUGACUUGUUUGUUGGUCAAUUAAAGAGCACACUGAAGUGCACAACGUGUGGCAAUACAAGCGUUACCUUUGACCCAUUCUGGGAUUUGAGUGUGCCACUACCAUCGUCAUCGCGCUGCAAAUUAGAGGCCUGCUUAGAUCUGUUCAUAAGAGAGGAGGUGCUAGAUGGCGACGAGAUGCCCACAUGCUCCAAAUGCAAGACACGCCGAAAAUGUACCAAAAGCUUUACCAUACAGCGUUUCCCCAAAUACUUGGUGAUACAUCUGAAGCGUUUCUCAGAAACGCGCUGGAGCAAGCUCUCGAAUAUUGUAGAGUUUCCUACGGCGGACCGGGAGCUCAAUAUGGCCUCUUAUGGGGCCAACGCAAAUUCGAAUGUGCAUUAUUCGCUCUAUGCGAUCUCCAAUCAUAUGGGCUCAACGGCUGGUGGUCAUUAUGUAGCAAUCUGUAAGCACCCAGUCUCACACAAGUGGCAUGAGUUCAAUGAUAAUAGCGUUAGCGAUGCAAUACCCGAAAACUGUCUCGUUUCAUCCAGUGCCUAUAUCUUAUUCUACGAACGAGCGUAAAGCUAACUUACUACUAACUCUACUCCACAACAUCCUGGCAGUUGAAUGCAAUAAGUAUAUAACAACAACACCAAAAGCAACAGCAACACCAUCAACUGCAACAAAGAAAAAACGUAAAAA